This is a messenger RNA of Penaeus chinensis, 609 nucleotides long. RefSeq lists its product as uncharacterized. NCBI's taxonomy places the organism in Eukaryota, Metazoa, Arthropoda, Malacostraca, Decapoda, Penaeidae. The transcript is spliced from 5 exons. Gene Ontology annotation, cellular component: chitin-based extracellular matrix. The record is from RefSeq and is a predicted model, not a curated record. Bases 1 to 609 code for a protein of 202 amino acids. Gene Ontology annotation, molecular function: structural constituent of chitin-based larval cuticle.
AUGAAGAUAAUCGUUCUUGCCUGUCUUGCCGCCGUGGCUGUUGCUGCUAAGUUCGAGGACCGAGUGGUCUCCCUCCUUCGCGAUGACCGCGUAGCCAACGAAGACGGCACCUUCUCGUACGCCGUGGCAGCCGACAACGGCAUCAACACAGCCGUUGAGGGAGUUGUUGGAUCAGCCGGUCAGAUCAACCAGAGGGGAUCUUACACACAUAUGACAUAUGAGACACAAAAAGUUCUGGUAUUUGAAACCCUGGAAAAGCAAAAUCCUUGCCGCCGUGGCUGUUGCCACUCCUCAGUUCGAGGACUGAGUGGUCGCGAUGACCGCGUAGCCAACAAAGAUGGCACCUUCUCCUAUGCCGUGGAAGCCGACAACGGCAUCAACACAGCCGUUGAAGGCGUCGUUGGAUCUGCCGGCCAGAUAAACCAGCAAGGAUCUUACACCUAUACCCUUGCGGACGGUACCCUGGCUGUUGUCACUUUCGAGGCCAACGAGAACGGCUUCCAGCCUCAGUCCAACAUCUUGCCCACUCCCAAUCCUCUUCCUGCCCACGUCUUUGAGCUGUUGGAAAUCGCCGAGCGUCAGCGCGCUGCGGGCAUCGUGUUCAACUAG